Molecule: messenger RNA, 1041 nt
Organism: Pochonia chlamydosporia 170
Lineage: Eukaryota; Fungi; Ascomycota; Sordariomycetes; Hypocreales; Clavicipitaceae
Product: SPFH domain / band 7 family domain-containing protein
Exons: 3
Coding region: 1-1041 (346 amino acids)
Cellular component (GO): plasma membrane
Source: RefSeq, a predicted model, not a curated record
AUGGCCCAGGUAAACGGAGGAGGAUCUUCUGCUGGCAAGGCCGCUGCGCCUGCAUAUGACAGCCAGCCCAAGAUGAAUGUGGAGCCGCCAAGGCAAGAGGAUCUCCAACAGAGCUAUGCCACUCUUAUUGGCAACGAUCCAAACCCCAAGGGCUGGUAUGGUGCCAUGAUCAAUACACUCGGUGCCUGCAUUGGAACCUUGGGAGCUAUCCCCGUUUGCUUCUGCUGCCCGAACCCUUACAAGAACGUCAACCAGGGUAAUGUCGGUCUCAUCACCAAAUUUGGUCGCUUCUACAAGGCUGUCGACCCUGGCCUGGUCAAAGUGAACCCUCUCAGCGAAAGGCUCCUUCAGAUCGAUGUCAAGAUUCAGACGUCCGAGGUUCCUGAGCAGAUCUGCAUGACCAAGGACAACGUCACGUUGCGCCUGACCUCUGUCAUCUACUACCACAUUGUAGCUCCCCAUAAGGCUGCCUUUGGCAUUUCCAAUGUCCGCCAGGCACUGCUGGAGCGUACCCAGACCACACUUCGUCACGUCAUCGGAGCCCGUGUUCUUCAGGAUGUUAUUGAGCGACGCGAGGAAAUUGCUGACUCCAUUCGCGAAAUCAUUGAGGACGUUGCCGCGGGUUGGGGUGUCCAGGUUGAAAGCAUGCUCAUCAAGGACAUCAUUUUCAGUCAAGAUCUCCAGGAGUCUCUCUCAAUGGCUGCUCAGAGCAAGCGUAUCGGAGAAAGCAAGGUCAUCGCAGCCAAGGCUGAGGUCGAAUCUGCCAAGUUGAUGCGACAGGCUGCCGACAUUCUCAGCUCUGCCCCUGCCAUGCAGAUCCGUUACCUCGAAGCGAUGCAGGCCAUGGCCAAGUCGGCCAAUAGCAAGGUCAUCUUCUUGCCUGGCUCAAGCCAGAAUCUCCAAGCCUUCAAUGCCAUCAAUGCUCAGGAAACUGGCGAGGGCAGCGGCUUUGGGCGAAACGACGGAAACCAAAAUGAUUUCGGAGGUCAGGACCCCGGUUUGCAAACCGCCAUCAACGCCCGCGUCGUGGAGAACAUCUAA